Molecule: messenger RNA, 7947 nt
Organism: Phalaenopsis equestris
Lineage: Eukaryota; Viridiplantae; Streptophyta; Magnoliopsida; Asparagales; Orchidaceae
Source: RefSeq, a predicted model, not a curated record
UUUUUUUAAUCUCUCUCUAGGAAGUUUUGACUGUCGAUGCCCAAAAUUCUGGAAUUUACCAUUUCAUUUCUUGUCCGGCGAGCAACUUGGCUCGAAUGCUAUGGCGCCUCACGGAUGAUAUAUCCUUGGGAGCCAAAACGGAAACGACGUGCUCUGAAGGAGAAGCUGUUCACAAAGCUCUCGAACUCCCAAUUCUCUUAUCACUCAUAACCCUAACCGCACUUCGAUAUCUACAUAGCUGCGCCAAUGGAGAAGGAGAUAAGAUUGCUCUCUCAAGUUGCUGCGAACCAUCUUUUUCUCGGGCAGUUCGAAGCCCUUAGAGCCAACCUGCUCAGCCUCAAGAAGCGAAAGCCGGUGCUGGCUUUGGAGAUCCUCCGAAAGAUCAUAUCAGAAGGAGGAAGAAUCGAUGGCAUCCUGUGGUCGAGUACAGCUAUGUCUUCCUCGGAUCUUGCGUGGCUCUGCAUCCUCGAGCUCCCCAACUUCGACAGAACAACCUCAGUCUGGAGCUUCGAUGCGGAGCUUCUACGUUUGAAGGCGGAGUUCAUUCUCCUCAUAGAAAUAAUCUCUUCCACAGCGUUGGGAAGCUCACACCGUUGGCCCUCCGACGCAGAAGAUGGAUUUAUAGGGCAUAUUUCUGAAAGGGACAGAGAAUCGUUAGAUAUUAUGAAAAAAUGGAUGCAUUUGGGUCUGAGAAGAUUGAAGAGUGAGGCUGACUAUGGCUCUCUGUCAUCCGAUGAAGUUGCUCAGACCAGACAGGUUGAUUUGAACUGCUUGUGGAAGAUAUUUCUCGACAAUGCUGAUAUUUUUAGCUCUCUUUGCUGGAACAUUCAGAGACAACUUCACUGGUUUGAAGCUUAUGAGCCACAAUUGGCAAUUAGUGUGAGAACUGAAGAUGAUCAGUGUUUAACUUCAUCCCAACAGGAGGUGGAUACUCUUUCUGGGAUACAAAAAGAAGUUCAGAUGGCACAUUUGGCUGCCUUAAGGGAAGAUGCUAAAACAGGCGACAUACUUGAAACUUUCUACCAUAUUCGGUUUCUUCAUCUGGAUUAUGGUAUACCAGAGACUGAGUACAAAUCAAAUUUGCAAGAUGUCAUCAGGAAGGUUUGGUCGCUAAAUUUAAAUUAUGGUGAAGAUUGGAAGAAGUCACGCGAUAAAAUGGCAUUGCUUUAUGUCGAAGCUUUAUCAUCAAAUUGCAUCGAACUUGUGAAUUUAAUUCAGUUAAUUCAAGACGAGUUGUUUCUGGAAGAAAUUGAGAAGCACAGGGUAUCAAAUAGUAGCUUGAUGCCUCUUCCCCUCCAGAAGUAUCUGGAAACACUUAAGGCAUUAAGUUCUUCUGGAAGUGAUAUCAAGGCUGAUCAAAACAUAGCUAUCAGAUCUUGCAAGACAGACCUGUACCAUUAUGCCAGGCUAUCUGGAGUUCAUAUACUUGAAUGUGUUAUGGAUUCUGCUCUGUCUGCUGUAAAGAGAGGACAGCUUCAAGUGGCUAGUGAUGUCCUUUCAUUGUUCCCCCUUCUUCAGCCUCUUGUGGCUGUAUUAGGUUGGGACUUGUUGUCUGGCAGGACUGCUGCUAGAAGAAAACUAAUGCAGCUUUUAUGGACUAGUAAAUCACAGGUUCUAAGGAUGGAAGAAUAUCCUUUGUACGGAAAAAAGGAUGAGAUCUCUUGUGUGGAGUAUCAGUGCGAUCUUUUAUGCUUUCAUCUGGAUGUUGCGUCAUUUGUUGCCUGCAUAAAUUCUGGACGGCCUUGGAACUCAAAGGCCUCAUUACUGUUCUCUCAUACGGAGCAGGUUUUAGAUGCAAAAGAAUAUGAGGAUUCGGACAGUUUUGUUGAGAACUUCAUACUUGAACGGCUUUCGGUAGAAACUCCUAUGAGGGUUCUGUUUGAUGUAGUUCCUGAAAUAAAGUUUCAAGAUGCAAUUGAGCUCCUUAGCUUGCAGCCAAUUGCUUCUACAGCUGAAGCAUGGAAGAGGAUGCAAGAUAUUGAGCUUAUGCAGAUGCGCUAUGCUCUCGAAUCAGUUCUUCUUGCUUUAGGAGCCAUGGAGGACUGUCUGGAUAUUGGAAAGGAGGGCCAGUUUCAUUUAGGGAUAUGGUUAUUGAAAGAUGCCCAGAAUCACAUAGAGGCUAUUAAUAACAUUCCUCGCAAGAUUUAUGUUAUUAGCAUUGUUAGUUCAUUACUGCAUAUGGAUGACAUAUCUGUUAAGCCUACACAUGUUGCGUCAAGCCAUCCCAACUACCGUGAACUACCUGAUUUCAUUAAUGCAUAUGAGGGUGGGAAUAAGAUGAUUGCCUUUAUCAGGCUCUUACUAGAUAUACUGCGUCACAAUCUACCAAACAUAGAUGAAGUACAACCCUGGUUAAACAGUGGCAUGCCAGUAACUGGAAGGCAGGCUUUAGAAUGGAGGGUCAGUUCUGUUCAAAAAUUUAUUGAAGAUUGGGAAUGGCGCUUAUCAAUUUUGCAAAGACUUGAACCUUUAUCAAAAUGCAAAUGGAGUUGGAAGGAAGUAUUGGUCAUUUUGCGCGCUGCUCCUUCCAAACUGCUAAAUCUUUGCAUGCAAAGGGCUAAAUAUGAUCUUGGGGAAGAAGCUGUGCAUCGCUUCUCCUUACCUGCAGAGGAUAAAGCAGCUCUGGAUCUUGCUGAAUGGGUGGCUGGUGCUUUUAAGAGAGAGUCGAUGGAGGAUAUAGUAGCUCGUGUUGCUGAGAAUACUUCUAGUACCAUGCAGGAUUUAAAUUUUUCAUCCCUUCGUGCCCAGUUAGGCCCUUUAGCUGCUAUUCUCCUUUGUAUGGAUGUGGCGGUAGUUUCUGCUAAAUCUGUUGAUAUGUGCAAAGUGCUUUUGGGCCAGGCUAGGGACAUGUUAGCUGAGAUAUAUCCGGGAAACUCUCCAAAGACUGGUUUCUCUUAUUGGGAUCAAAUUCAGGAGGUUGCCAUUAUAUCUGUAACUAGGCAUGUGCUUCAACGACUACAUGGUCUAGUGGAACAGGAUAGUGCUUGUGCUCUCGCGGAAAUUUUUAUUGGGGAAACUGCUAUUUCUUGUUCAUCUGAAGGCAGCCGGCUAUGGCAGAGACAACGGGCGCUUUUGAUCUUACAUCAGAUGAUUGAUGAUGCUCAUACAGGAAAGCGACAAUUUUUGAGUGGAAAGCUUCAUAAUCUGGCAAGAGCUGUUGUGGAUGAAGAUUCAGAUGGGAAUUUCUUGAGAGCGGAGGGCUUGUAUCCGGAGAGAAAACUGCCAAAUUCUGAUAAGGGUGCUGUUCUUGGGCUUGGCCUUAAAGUUUUCAAGUUUGGAGCUUCUAGCACACCAACAGCUGAGAAUAAUCGUGAUCUCACUAGUUAUGAUGUAAAAGAUUCUGGGAAAAGGCUUUAUGGUCCCUUAUCUUCAAAGCCAUCCACUUACCUUUCAUCAUUUAUAAUCUAUAUUGCAACAAUCGGUGACAUAGUUGAUGGAAUUGACACAACUCAUGAUUUUAACUUUUUCUCUCUUAUCUAUGAGUGGCCAAAAGAUCUUCUUAUUCGGCUUGUCUUUGAGCGUGGAAGUACUGAUGCAGCUGGAAAAGUAGCUGAUAUCAUGGGUGUUGAUUUUGUACAUGAAGUUAUAGCUGCUUGCGUGCCACCAGUGUUUCCUCCUAGAUCUGGUCAUGGCUUUGCUUGUGUUCCAGUUUUACCUAGCCUUUCUAGAACGAAUUUGGGGAAAAAAGCUCUCUUGGCUAGACCUAGUUUGCAUGGUUCAUUUCUCGAAACACAAUGCCAUCCUCUUUAUCCACUACAGUUAAAUGUUGUUAAGCACCUUGCUAACCUUUCUCCAGUAAGGGCUGUUUUAGCAUGUGUGUUUGGGUGUAACAUACUAUCUACUGGAAGUGACUCAUGUAUUUCUAGUUCUUUGAAUGAUACUUUUGUGCAAGCCCCAGAUACUGAAAGGUUAUUCUAUGAGUUAGCUCUUGAUCAGUCUGAGAGGUUUCCGACAUUGAACCGAUGGAUUCAAAUGCAGUCAAAUCUUCAUAGGGUAUCUGAGUCAGCAGCAAUAGCUAGAAGAAGUGAUGCUGAAGUUUCUAUUGCUAAGUCUGUGGUUAAAGUUUCUGGGAAGCGAACUCGUGACCCUGGAAGUGAUACAGAAUCUGAAAUUGAUGACAUGACUUGUCAUCUUUCCACUUCGGAUCUUAAUAUUCAAGAUCCCUUGGCUUCUGAAUUGCAACCAAAUUCCCCAGCAACUGUUGAUGUUGAACUGACAUCUGCUAGUUUUCUUUCAUUUGAUUGGGAGAAUGAAGCACCAUAUGCGAAAGCUGUGGAGAGGUUAAUAAAUGAAGGAAAAUUAAUGGAUGCCUUAGCUUUAUCUGAUCGGUGUUUACGUAAUGGAGCAUCUGACCAAUUGCUUCAGUUACUCAUUGAUCGAGACGAGAAAAAUCCUACGACGAGACAACCACAAGGUUAUGCACCACACAAUUUUGCAAGCAGCACCUGGCAGUACUGCAUUAGACUUAAAGAUAAAAAGUUAGCUGCUAGGCUUGCACUCAAGUAUCUGCAUAGGUGGGAGCUGAAUGCUGCAAUUGAUGUUCUAACCAUGUGCAGUUGCCAUCUUUCUCAAAAUGACCCAAUUAGGGAUGAGGUUUUACAAAAGAAGCAAGCUCUGCAAAGAUAUAAUCACAUUUUAUGUGCUGAUGACCAUUAUAGUAAUUGGCAAGAGGUUGAAGCGGAUUGCAAGGAAGAUCCUGAAGGUUUGGCUCUAAGGUUAGCUGGUAAAGGGGCCGUUUCUGCUGCCCUUGAAGUUGCUGAAAGCGCAUCUUUAUCAAUACAUCUGCGGAGAGAGCUGCAGGGUCGGCAACUUGUUAAGUUGCUCACUGCAGAUCCCCUUAGUGGCGGGGGACCUGCGGAAGCUUCAAGAUUUCUUUCUUCAUUAAGGGAUUCUGAUGAUGCCUUGCCAGCUGCUGUUGGAGCUAUGCAGCUAUUGCCGGAUUUACAAUCAAAGCAACUACUUGUGCAUUUUUUUCUGAAGCGGCAAGUUGGUAACUUGUCUGAAGUUGAGGUUUCACGUCUCAACGCAUGGGCCCUUGGCCUUCGAGUGCUGGCUUUACUACCAUUACCCUCCCAACAACGGUGCUCUGCACUGCAUGAACAUCCUCAUUUGAUUCUUGAGGUUCUUUUGAUGAUGAAGCAGCUGCAGUCUGCUUUGUUGAUACUAAAGGAGUUUCCUUCCUUGAGGGAUGACAAACUUAUUCUUACAUAUGCUUCCAAGGCCAUUUCCAUCAAUGUUAAUUCCACUGCUAGAGAGCCCCGAAUAUCUAUUUUGAGACCGAAACCUAAACCGAAACCUACCGUGCCAUCUAAGUCAAAUUUCACACAAAGUAUCGGAAAUUUGCAGAAAGAGGCUCGCAGAGCAUUCUCCUGGGCUCCUCGUGAUGUAAGUAAGAAUACUCAAAAGGAUUUGUAUCGGAAAAGAAAGAGUCCAGGAUUAUCGCCACCUGAGAAGGUUUCUUCAGAAGCAAUGUCUGGCAUACAUGAAGAACGCACAUACUCAGCUAAUGGUCAAGAAAGACUUCCAUUUGUGUCUGUAGCUGAGGAAUGGGUACUCACCGGUGACCCAAUCAAAGAUGCUGUGGUUCGCUCUUCUCAUAAAUAUGAAACAUCUCCCGAUAUUACACUUUUUAAGGCAUUACUUACAUUAUGUUCUAGUGAAUUAGUAUCUGCCAAAGGUGCCUUCGAAUUGUGUGUUUCUCAGAUGAAGAUUGUACUGAGCUCCCAGCAUUUACCUCUGAAUGUAUCUAUGGAAACUAUAGGUCGCGUAUAUCAUGCAACAGAAACUUAUGUGCAGGCAUUGGCUUAUGCAAAAAGUCAGCUCAGAAAACUUGCCGGCAACUAUGAUUUAUCAAGUAGUUCUGAUAGAAGUAGGAAUGCCAAUUUGAAUGCCGAUGAUGCUUCUUCAGACACCACCAGUUCAAGCAAUGUUAGUCAGUUCCCUGAUGAAGUAUCCAUGCUUCUGUCUGAUGUUGAAAUUUGGCUAGGACGAGCAGAACUUCUUCAGAGUCUUUUAGGAUCAGGAAUUGUUGCUUCUCUUGAUGAUAUCGCUGAUAAGGAAUCUUCAGAUCAUCUACGGGAUAGGCUAAUUCAAGAGGAAAGAUACAGCAUGGCUGUGUAUACAUGUAAAAAAUGCAAGAUUGAUGGUUUUCCUGUCUGGAAUGCAUGGGGGCGUGCCUUGAUUCAAAUGGAACACUAUACUCAAGCUCGUAUAAAAUUUAAGCAAGCUCUUCAAUUGUAUAAAGGUGACCCCUCAUCUGUAGUCCUAGAAAUUAUCAAUAUGGUUGAAGGAGGCCCACCAGUUGAAGUUUCAUCAGUACGUUCCAUGUAUGACCAUUUGGAGAAAAGUGCGCCUACUAUUUUGGAUGAUUCUUUAUCUGCAGAUGCUUACCUCAAUGUUUUGUAUAUACCAUCCACUUUUCCACGUUCUGAGAGAUCCAGAUCUCACCAGUAUGCUUUAACCAGUCACUUUUCCUCUGGUUCACGUUUUGAAGGUCCUCAUAGUCACCUUGAUAAUGUUAGAUAUGGAGAAUGCAUUUACUAUUUGCAAGAAUAUGCACGUCCACAAAUGCUUGGUUUCAUGUUCAGGCAUGGCCGUUAUGCAGAUGCAUGCUCAUUGUUUUUUCCACUUAAUGGGAUACCCAAUCCCCCUCAUUCAUCACCGCAUGGUACCAACACCCCAUCAUCUUCUCCUCAACGCCAGGAUCCAUUAGCAACUGACUAUGGCACAAUUGAUGACUUAUGUGACUUGUGCAUUGGUUAUGGUGCCAUGUCUGAAUUGGAGGGCAUAAUUUCAAUGAGAAGCUCAUCAUCUCUAUCCCAAGAAGGAAAAGUGAGCCAAUACAUAGUUUCUGCUCUAGCCAGAAUUUGCAACUACUGUGAGACACAUAGGAAUUUCAACUAUCUUUAUGAGUUUCAGGUACUUAGACGGGACCACAUUGCAGCUGGUCUUUGUUGCAUUCAGCUAUUCAUGAAUUCUUCUUCUCAGGAGGAAGCAGUGAAGCAUUUGGAACACGCAAAAGUUCACUUUGAAGAAGGAUUAUCAGCACGCCAUAGCACCGGCGAAAUCACAAAAAUUUUGCCAAAGUUUACUCGUGGAAAAAGUGUCUCUAAUAAACUCUCUGAAGAGGAGCUCAUCAAGCUUUCUGCUCGUGUUGGCAUUCAGGUGGAAGUAGUGAAGUCCCUUAAUGAUAAUGAAGGACCACAAUGGAGAUAUUCACUUUUUGGAAAUCCCAGCGAUCCGGAAACUUUUAGGAGAAGAUGUGUGGUUGCAGAGACCCUUGCGGAAAAGCAUUUUGAUUUGGCUUUUAAAGUGAUAUAUCAAUUCAACCUUCCUGCGGUUGAUAUCUAUGCCAGUGUAGCUGCAUCCCUUGCUGAGAGGAAAAGGGGUGGUCAGUUAACUGAGUUUUUAAGGAAUAUUAAAGGCACGAUAGAUGAAGAUGACUGGGACCAGGUGUUAGGUGCUGCUAUCAAUGUUUAUGCCAACAGGCAUAAAGAGCGACCUGAUCGUCUCAUCGACAUGUUAAUUAGCAGCCACAGGAAAGUGCUUGCUUGUGUAAUUUGUGGUCGCCUGAAAAGUGCCUUUCAAAUAGCCUCCCGAAGUGGCAGUGUAGCUGAUGUACAGUAUGUAGCUCAUCAGGCCUCAUAUGCGAAUGCAUUGCCUGUCCUUGAUAUGUGCAAGCAGUGGUUGAGUCAGUACAUGUAAAUUUUUGUAGGCAUAGUUGUCAAAUUUAUUGAUGAAAUUAAGGAGAUGUUGAGGGUGAUUUUUGCCCUCCAAUAUCAAAAAAUAAUGUCAUGUAAUAAUGUAUAAUAUCUCUAUUAUAUUUUCAAACUUCAUAUAUGUAUAUGUUUUGAUGCAUCUACUUUUGUAGAUUACUUGGAAGAAGUUUUCACAGGAUCAAUCCUGUCAAACCGACUACUCUCAGCCAGGGUUUAAAAAAGAGGGCUU